GUUCGAUAUUUGAAAAUUAAUUGAAGAAAAGUGCGUUGGAAUUUUAUUUUAUAAAUAUAAAAAUGGAAAAAAUGGAAGAGAUUUUAUGGAAAGAUAGUAAUAUAUUUUAUAACAUUUUAUGUUUUUUAAUUACUGAAAACGAGAAGUUAUUUGAUAGGAGUGAUUCUAAAUUGUAUUGGUUAACGGUUUAUCAUUUGUUCGGGGUUUUGCAUAAUGCUUAUAUUACUAUUUUUGCGGCUGGCUUAGAUAUUAGAAGCAGCGAUAUUGUUGAAAUCGACAAUUUGUAUAGAUAUAGGGCUGGAUACCUUACCGGAUGGAAUUUUCUGUUCCAAACGAUCUUCCUCACGAUGUCUCUGGUGUACGACCUGAUGGAGUGGUUCGACCGCCACGAGACCAGCCUGGGGAAGAAGCUGAGGUUCUGUCGAGAUGUCAUGUUCUCAGGGCUUGUGGUGCCGCUGACGCUGUUCAUCUCCACAAUGUUCUGGACACUCUUCUGGAUCGACCGGGAGCUGGUCUUCCCAGUAGUCUACGACCAACUGGUGCCGUGGUGGUUCAACCAUUGCGUUCACACCAAUAUUGCUAUAGUGCUACUGAUCGAGACUGUACUGCAGGCUAGGAGACAUCCCACGCAUUAUAAACUGGAGUUAUGGCUGACUGGUGGCGCUGGAGUGCUUUAUGCUAUCGUGUACUACUCAAUCUUCUUCUUCGCGCACCGCUGGCUUUACGCUGUCUUCGGCAUCAUGACUUGGUGGCAGGUCUGUCUUUACCAGAUCCUCAUCUGGACUUCCACCUUCGUGUUCUACUACAUCCAGUUCCCGAUCAACCGGAUCUUCCACAGAGAAGAUGUAGAAGACCAGAAACAAGUAACCCAGGAACAAAAAUCCGGAAUUCAAAAUGGCGGAUUCACGGAACAAACAAAUGAUAGUGUCUUAAAACAUCGGUCGAAGAAUCAAAUUGAAAGUUCGAGUUUCUGAUUGGUUUUGGUGUUUAUUUGGUAUAUGUUAUGAAGAUGGUUGGCCCACCAUUAGUUUUUUAGGUCAGGUUUUGGAACAAUGUUGGGCAAGUUGAUAAGACAAGAAUUUUACAUAUCAUGGGACAAUUGAGCUUUUCAAACAAAGAACAUAUAAUAGCGAGAUUCCACCAAAAUUGUUCGCGGACAGAAAAUAUCUUCGGGUCAACGCGAGUCCACAGCUAGCAUGUGUUCGCGCGGCGGUUGCAGUGUCGCAGACAUGUUAGUAAUGUUCGCACGCAAUGUGUUACUGUUUGCUGCAGCGAGUACACCACGAGAUACAUUUAUGGAGUCUUGCGAGAUUGAACACCUGGUUUGCUCAUUUUUGUGUGUUUCUCCAGAUCAUGAAAUCCAGGUUUUUCCAGAGAAUAUUAUCAUAUAACAGGGUGGUAUAGCUUAGAUUUUAAUAAUGACAUUGAAUAAGUCACAAUCAUGAUUCAAACCUGCUAUAUGAGAAAUGAAAGCGGGUAUUUUAACCAAUGGGCUAUUCAAUAAAUCUUGCCUUUUUAGAGCCCUAAUAUGGCUGUGAUUUCUUCAACAAAAUUAAGCCCUAAUAGCCUAAGAAAUGGUGAAAUUUUUUGACAAUAUAUCAUUCGACUUUUGUGAAAAUAAAAUGUUAUAAAUAUAUUAUUUUUAGAUCCAGAUUGUGAUAAUGUCUGGUUUUAAAUAGGUUAUUCAUUUUAAUAGCAAAAUUGUCUUAGUUAUUAUUGAUUAUAAGUUAGUUUAUAAUGUUAAGUGAAAUGCAAUAUUAUUUUUAUAUUCUGAAUGUGUCAACUAUAAUUUUUAAAUAAUAAUUCCAAUACUUAUACUAUUAUUUUUUCAAAAUUAAUGUUCAAAACCGAAAUCGGGCUCAAAGUUAUAAAAAAGGCGCCAAUGAAUGUAUGUUUUUUUUUGGUGCAGUUAAAAGUGCUGUCAGUUAGUACAAAAUAUGCAAAUAGCACAUCUUUUCACUUGCGCAAAAAUUUCGGUGCCACUGGCCGACAAGCUUGCCAUACAGUUUGUCUGAAUAAGAAUCAAAUAAUAUGUUCUAGACAAGAUAUAAGUAUAGAAAACUAGGCUGGAUAUUCUGUAAGGCGAUUUUUUAUCAUAUAUAAGUUGUAACCAAAGUAAAUUUUAUUAAUGAAUGGUCUAAAAACUAUAAAUUAAAUCAAUGUUUGAAAUGAAAUGGAAAUGCAAAAUGCACCUUUUAUCUAUUACAAUCGUUUUUCAAAAUGUUCAGCGUAAUAUUAGUUAAUAUUUUACAAUGUACGAUUUGUUAUUAAGUUAAAAUAUAGAACAAUUUUAAUUUUA
Messenger RNA from Helicoverpa zea (corn earworm), 2299 nucleotides. RefSeq names its product androgen-dependent TFPI-regulating protein-like. The record is from RefSeq and is a predicted model, not a curated record. The coding region runs from base 63 to 974 and encodes 303 amino acids. The transcript has 4 exons. Gene Ontology annotation, cellular component: membrane; endomembrane system. NCBI's taxonomy places the organism in Eukaryota, Metazoa, Arthropoda, Insecta, Lepidoptera, Noctuidae.